AUGGCGCCGCCGGUGCUGUUGGUGGUGGGUCCCCCCGCGUCGGGGAAGACGUCGCUGCUGCAGCGGUUCCUACACGACUCCUGUGAAGAUGAUCCGAAGCCAAGCAUCGGAAUGCAGACAGGGAUGUUCUUCCACCUGGACCCGGAGGACGCCAUCUUCGCCGAGCUCCGGGAGCUGCUGCCCAGCCACGGCGUCACCUUUGAGCUGAUGGAAAUCGGAGGACGGGAACCUGUCCAUAGAGAGAUGCCAAGAGGACGCUAUGUUUGUGGUCUGAUGUUGUGCUAUGAUUGCAGGGACCGGACGUCGUUCUUGCGGCUGAAGCACGUGCUCUGCCGGCACCGGAUGGACCGACACAUGGAGAUCUCGUGCAGCUCGGUGAGUGCCGUGGGGGAGUUGGCGGCGGUGCUCUGUGCCACGAAGACCGAUCUGGGCGCAUCGGCGGUCACCCAGGUGGGGGAAGACCGACCGAGUGGGACAGUGCCGCGCGACCUCCCCCCACCGAGCGCGGUCGUGGGUCCUCCAGGAGUCCGUUGGGCCUUUCAGACUUUGGUUCUGCUGGCGCUCCGUGCGGAGCUGGUGCCCAGGGGGGCGCGGCGCAGCCACGACGAUGCUGGCCUGCUCAGCGGCCGGGAGGCGGAACGCGCCUUCGCGUUGCCCUGCGGUCUCGACGUGUGCACCACGUUGUCGGGCCUCACCAGCCCCCCCAACUUGCGCCGCUGCGAGCCGCGGCGUGGAGUCCCCGCUACGGAGCGCUACGUGGAGGUCCUCGACAUGGAUGGCCAGGUCCUGUGUGAGCCACGAACUCUGGAGCAGUGCCUGGCGAUGGGCCUGCUUCACCGCGCGGUGCACGUGUGGCUCUGCGUGCCGCGCACCGGUGCGUUGCUCCUGCGGCGCUGGAGCCCGGAGGGCGCGAAGCACCCAGGUGCGCCCAGCUUCCGCGUCCGAUGCCGCGGUCGGUGGGGCCUAGCUCUUGGGGAGGGCCAGGUGCUGGAGUUCCGGGCAGCUGCUAGCUCCUCUUGA
This is a messenger RNA of Durusdinium trenchii, 1020 nucleotides long. The record is from the annotation of a GenBank genome assembly. NCBI's taxonomy places the organism in Eukaryota, Dinophyceae, Suessiales, Symbiodiniaceae.